Molecule: messenger RNA, 1984 nt
Organism: Papaver somniferum (opium poppy)
Lineage: Eukaryota; Viridiplantae; Streptophyta; Magnoliopsida; Ranunculales; Papaveraceae
Exons: 9
Coding region: 425-1891 (488 amino acids)
Molecular function (GO): zinc ion binding
Source: RefSeq, a predicted model, not a curated record
ACAAAAUCAAGGAGGCCAGCUCCGGCAAUAUUUUACACCAAUUUGAUUAAAAAAAUUUAUACAUUACGAUCAAAUUCAGGAUUUCAAGCAUAUCCAAAGGUUCAAAUUUGUAUGAACAAAGUUACUUGCAGGGUAAAGAGAACGUUGAAGAUGAUAACGAAGAAGAAGAGCAGAGGAAAGUCGAUUUCUGCAUCUCAUUUCCAAAAUUGAAACAUACACACAAUUUCUUAGAAAAGAACCAGUCUCCAUUGGUGCCGUCUUCGUUAAUGUAAUAGAAGACUCCAUAGAGCCUCCUCCUAUGCAUCAAGGUAUAAUGUAAUGCAUCCGUGGAACCAGACGUGGGGGUUCAGGCGCCCGGCUUCUUUUACACCCAUUAUGGAUCGAAGAGCCUUUGUUUCAUAAUAACAAGGCUGGUCAUCAGAUCAUGGAACAUAACAACGAAGGAAAUCUGUCUUUCGGCGAAAAACAUUAUGAUAUCUCACUGCAAAUAUGCGCGAGUCCGGUAGGUUCUCGAAGUAGCGUCAGUGGGAAGGACUUAACCGUGUUAGGGAGCUCGUAUGAAGGUCCGUCUUCAGAACUUGGUACACAUUCUGAUAAUCCACUGCAAAUAUGCACGAGUUCAGCAGGUUGUCGAAGUAGUAUCAUUGGAAAUGAUCUAUCCCCAGUUCGGAAUUCCUCUGGAGAUAGGCCUUCAGGAUUCAACAGAGCACAUGCUGAUUUCCCACUGAUAAUACCCACCAGUUCAGUAGGUCCUCGAAGUAGCAUUAGCGGAAAGGAUCUACCACCCUUUCCUAAUUCUUCCAAAAGUAGUAGACAAAAUUCUGGUGGCUUUUGUCAUGAUUUAAGUUCCAAAAACAAAGUAGCAUCUUUAAAUGGAGAAGGAGGCUCCCGUCUUGGUAAAAAGUCCAGGGAGGUUUGUCAGAGUCUUGUCCUGGAAAGUGUAAACAUUUCGGUUUUCCCAUCGAAAAAGUCCACAUCUCUUCCUGUUACACCAUUGGCAAGCUUGACCCCUUCAGCCUCAACAACUUCGAAAGAAAGGAUAGGUGGUCAGUAUGAAUCUUCGCAUACUAUGGUAAUUCCACCUAAGGUUCCAAGGUCCUUGUCCGUACCUGUGCGUAAUGUUGUGAUUGUGAGAUCUUUGUCCUUCAUCAAUCGAACGGAACCUGUGCAGAUUGAAAUUAGCAAUGAUAUUACAAGUCCUAUUGUAAUGGAAGAUGGUGAUCAAGAGAUUCCUGAAGAGGAAGCAGUUUGUAGGAUCUGUUUCGUAGAAUUGACAGAAGGAGGAAAGACAUUCAAGAUGGAGUGUAGUUGUAAGGGUGAUCUCAGGCUUACGCACGAAGAAUGUGUUGUGAAGUGGUUCAGCAUUAAAGGUAACAAGACAUGUGAUGUCUGCCGGCAUGAUGUUCGUAAUUUACCUGUUGCUGUCCUCCGGGUGCAUGCUUCUAGACAAAGGAUAUACAGAAACAGACGGAACACAGCUCAAAAUCCCCCAGCAAUUAGUGCUUGGUAUGACUUGAUAGUACUUACCAUGAUAAGUUCAAUAAGUUACUUCUUCUUCCUUGAGCAGCUACUGCGUAGUGACAUGAAAUCUCAAGCAAUCGUUAUUGCAGCACCAUUUGCUUUCAGCUUGGGGCUUUUGGGAUCAAUGUUUGCGAUCAUUGUAGCAAUCAAGGAGUAUGUAUGGACGUACACAGCACUUGAAUUUGUUUUGGUGGUCAUGAUUCUCCAUGUGUGCUAUACUGAACUCCAUCUGCAUCCGAUCUACGCAGUAUUGCUUUCGGCAAUAGUUGGUUUUGGGACUGCAAUAUCAGUAAAUGCAUUAUGUCUCUACAUAUGCAUGUGGCGUCCCUGGUAUGUGCGGAGACCUAUAGACACUUGGAGUGACGCGUAGUAUCUUGUGCUGGUGUGUUUCCACAGAUAAUCAUGUAUAUAUGUAUAUGACUACAUUAACUUUCUUUAUAUCCUCCAUAAACAUAUUUCUCUU